AUGGGAAGAUCUUUUACAGUUUGUUUGCAUUGUGGGAAGUGGUGGGUGGGACCCAGUUUGGACCAAACCGCACAUGUCUGUCUUUUGCUUGCCAAAUUGUGGUGGGGUGUAAGAAAAGUCUCGGGCCCAAACUCGCGCAGUGCGCGUAAGAGUAACGAUUGUAUAAGAGAUGCACCUGCAUUUUCCAAAGACCACUGUUCAGUGUUCCCCUUUCACCCUUCCACUCAGAUCACCCACCGCUCCUUCCCUUUCAACCACGUGGCCCAUCCUGCCACACAUCACUCUUCAUUUUCUCCCACGUCGCUCCAACGGACACACGACACCUUUCCCUUGCUCCCUCAUCCCCCUCCCCCUGAUUCCUUCAUUGCCAAAUCACAAACAACGACGAAGGUUAUAAUCCUCUCCUACGCGCAACACUAUUACACUCAUGCCGUUGACCGCUUGACUCGCUUAUGUCGCCGUUGGAUCGUCCAUCUUCUUCUCUUCGUCUUUCGUUUGCUUAUAGUUAACUUUUAA
Molecule: messenger RNA, 516 nt
Organism: Sphenostylis stenocarpa
Lineage: Eukaryota; Viridiplantae; Streptophyta; Magnoliopsida; Fabales; Fabaceae
Source: the annotation of a GenBank genome assembly